GGAUCAUUUGGUGGAUUUAUUGUCCAUCAAAUUGGUGCUCUCAUUGAGAGUUCGAGAAUCAUACUCGGAAGAAAUCCUCCACAGCGACGAUGGUGCAAACACGUAGCAACGCCAACGUAGGUACCGGAGUUCCCCAACAGGGGGAGAACAGCGCCACCGGAGGUCGGCACCCCCCCAUCACCACCGGGGAGGCUGAGGCCCUCAUUCAGAGGGUUGGGAUCACGACCGAACAAUUCAAGGAGGUGCUGGCCGCACUUGCGCCCAACCGCGAGGAAGUGGUGGGAGAUGUGGCUGGGGGACCCACAGGCGAGAAGGCUGGACCUGCGGGCUCCCAAGGAAAAAAGAAAAAAGUGAGGCGGUCCCAGAAGAAGAAGGCGACCAAGCCCAAUGGGAAGGCUAUGAUGGCAGAUGCGCUCUCCAGGCUGGAAGAAGAGGACGAGUCGUCCUCCUUCGAGCGGAUGUCUGCUUUUGACCGUUUGGGAGAUCCCAAGUCGAAGAAACCUCGGACCUCUGCGUUCGAAAGGUUGCAGGACACUCGGUCGGCCCGAAAAGGCGACUUGAGAGACACGCUCAAGGAGAAGAGAGGGGAGUCCACAGCGACCUCCAAGAAGUGCCCUAUAUAUUGUGGACCUACAGAACUACUCCAAGGAAGGCAACCGGUGAAACCCCUUUUCUCGCUCACAUAUGGAUUUGAAGCAAGGGCUCCAGCGGAGACCUCGUUGUUAAGUUAUAGAGUUGAGACGUUUGAUGCUCAAGGAAAUGAGGAGAACCUGAGGGCAGAGCUGCACCUCAUUGAUGAGCGAAGGGAAAGGGCAUAUAUGCGGGCAGAAAACUACCGCCGGCAGGUCAAGUCAUAUCACGACCAGCGGGUGCGACCAAGGCAGUUCAAGAUGGGCGACUGGGUCCUUCGGAAAAGGGAGGUCAGCCGGCCGACCGAUGGAGGAAAGUUUGCUAAAAGCUUCGAGGGGCCAUAUAUCAUAAAGGAGGUGUUGGCCGAUGGGACAUUUAGAUUGCAGACUCCAACCGGUGGCGACGUUCCGCGAGUAUAGAACACAAGAUCUGUUGAUCGCAUGAACGACCAGGGGAUCUUGGGGGUAUGGCGACGCCACAAGGGUCAAAGUAACCCGAAAGUGGCUAAGUCAAAAGAGGCGAGGUAUUCUCUGAUUCAAGUCCAAGGGAACCGGAACGUCAAAUGUAGGAUGCGGAAGAGAAGAAGGUGAAACUUGUAAGUAAACAGGUAACAUCAAA
Molecule: messenger RNA, 1248 nt
Organism: Cuscuta campestris
Lineage: Eukaryota; Viridiplantae; Streptophyta; Magnoliopsida; Solanales; Convolvulaceae
Source: the annotation of a GenBank genome assembly